Molecule: messenger RNA, 1933 nt
Organism: Cajanus cajan (pigeon pea)
Lineage: Eukaryota; Viridiplantae; Streptophyta; Magnoliopsida; Fabales; Fabaceae
Product: WRKY transcription factor WRKY24
Biological process (GO): regulation of DNA-templated transcription
Molecular function (GO): sequence-specific DNA binding; DNA-binding transcription factor activity
Source: RefSeq, a predicted model, not a curated record
UUCCCUCUCUUUUCUCUUCUCAUUUUCAAACCCAUCAAACAACAAACAACAAACAACAACCUCAAUUCUUGAGCAUGUCUUUGAGUUUCACUGACCUCCUUUCAACCAACAACAGCAAUAGCAUGACCAUGGAUGAUGAUCCUUUUGGACUUGAAUUUGCCAACAACUUCAAGUCCCUUCAACCUCUUUCACUGCCUCACUCUUCUCCUUCAUCAAUCUUCCCUUCUUACUCUAGUUUCCCACCUGGUUUUGGCCCAACACAGCCAUUGAAUUCACCUCUCUUACUUUCUUCUCAAAAUGUUCCUGCAUCUUACCCAGAUGAGUCAUCUUCUAGCAUGAACUUCAACAUGAGAAACAGUUCAACCGAGGAAGAACAAGGUAGAAACUACUCUGACCACUCUUUCCAACAAAAAACAAACUACAUGCCUCUCUUUCAAUCCUCCACAAACAUGUUUCAAGUGGAUCCACCAAGAGACGAUCCACCAAUGAUAUUCAAUGAAGCUGCAAAGCAAACACAUUUUUCAUCUGAGAGGACAGCAACAAAACCUGAAUAUGCAUCAACUCAGGGCUUCUCCACAGAAAUGGCCUCAACAAAACCUGAAAUACCAAGCAAUUCUGCUUCUGGGUCUGUUCAUUUUAACUCCACUAGUGCUUUCAAGUCUAUUAGAGAACUAAAGAGAUCAGACGAUGGGUACAAUUGGAGGAAGUAUGGAGAGAAACAAGUGAAAGGAAGCGAAAAUCCAAGAAGUUAUUACAAGUGCACACACCAGGGUUGCCCAACAAAGAAGAAAGUUGAGAGGUCUUUGGAGGGACAUGUUACUGAAAUAGUAUACAAGGGGAGUCACAAUCAUCCCAGGCCUCAGUCUACAAGAAAAACUGGUUCUCAAUUAAUUAAUCAAACUUCUUCAUCCUGCACCAACUCAGGGAUCUCUGAUCAAUCUAUGGGAGAGGAAGAUUUUGAGCAAACAUCCCAAACUAGUUAUUCUGGAGAGGGUGAUGAUCACCUUGGACCAGAGGCCAAAAGGAAAAGAGUGAAUGAAAAUGAUGGUUAUUCCUAUUCCUCCUCUGGGAGUAGAACUGUUAAGGAACCUAGAGUUGUGGUUCAAACCACAAGUGAAAUUGACAUACUUGAUGACGGAUACAGAUGGAGGAAAUAUGGACAGAAAGUAGUUAAAGGAAACCCAAACCCCAGGAGCUAUUACAAAUGUGUAGCCCCGGGUUGUCCAGUGAGAAAACAUGUUGAGCGAGCUGCACAUGACAUGAAAGCUGUGAUUACAACUUAUGAAGGGAAACAUAACCAUGAUGUACCUAUAGGAAGAGGAUAUUCAAGCUAUAGCAUGAACAGAACUUCUCUAAAUAACAACACCACCAGCAAUGUAACAGCACCUGCCCCUAUAAGGCCCCUACCAGUGACUAAUUUUUCUAACAAAGCAAGUUUCAGCAAUUCACUUGAUGACACAAAGCUACCAAUAUCUGCAAGUCAAGAACCUUUUUCAAUGGACUUUUUGCUGAGCCCCGGAAGCCUUGGAUUUUCGGCUAAUGACUCAUCAUUCCUUCAGUCUUUUUUGUCAAAGAACUUCUAGACUUGGAAUUGGAAUUGUACACAAAUUAAUAAUAUCUUUGGUAUGCUUUUGUAUAGCAUAUAGGAAUAGAAUAAGAAAAUCAGGAAUCAGGGCCAUCUACUAAUUUAGUUACCAAGAGAUUAGAGACUAGAACCACAGUAUUCUAAAGUUUGACAAGAGUUAGGCCUGAUUUCAACUUACAAUUUUGUAAUAGCAGAUACAGAAAACGUGUUGACUCUAGAAUUCUAUCAUUCUUUUGUUGCUUUGGCUGAGUCUUGCUACAGUCAGUUACUUUCAAAGAUUUAUGUUAUUGUUAGCAAUUUAUUUCUACUCUGGCAUACUAAUAUCUACUCAGUUACUAGUUAUUGUUA